Theileria orientalis strain Shintoku is the source of this 1749-nucleotide messenger RNA. RefSeq lists its product as hypothetical. Lineage: Eukaryota; Apicomplexa; Aconoidasida; Piroplasmida; Theileriidae. The transcript has 11 exons. The record is from RefSeq and is a predicted model, not a curated record. Bases 1 to 1749 code for a protein of 582 amino acids.
AUGUUCGAAUUACGAAAAUUUGAAUAUGAUUUUAACUGUAAAAUAUUUGGAAUUGAAUUGGGAUGUGAAUCUACCAGGGAAGAAAAGGAAAUUGAGGAAUUCAUAGGAUCCGCGAUAAAUGGAACUGAACAGCUUCUGAAAAUGAGUGAUAAUGUGUUUUCGCAAAAAAUAAAGGAUCCUGGCUUGCAGCAGUUCCUAAGAUCGUUCGUUUGCCUGGCCUUUCCGCCGUAUAGCCCCUAUGUCCCGUACGACGAGAUUCUAAUUGAGAAUCCAAUGCAUACGAACAUAAACGUGAUAUCGAGGAACGUGUUCAAUUUGUUCUUGAAGGCCUCAAAAUGUACCGGAAACGACACGCUGUGUAAACUAGGGUUCUCUGACCCGAAGUUCAUGUUGAACAUAUUGAACAUGUACGGCAGAAACAACGAGAAGCUGGUAAACCAGAUCCUUAAGUGCUGUAACCUGGUGAACGGUAGAUUCGUGGAGGACAUGACCUCGGUGACUCACGCGCUGUUUCAGAUCCUGGGCGACUCAUAUCAGUACCUGAGGUCUCUGGUUAACACGUUCAUGGAGUCUACUGCCAGCUUUCAGCAAAUCGCAGAAAACUCGAUUCUAGCAGACAGGCAGAUAGGAACGGAUUUCAGCAAGGUGUUCGUAAACUCGGAGCACAUGAUGCUGGACGUCGUUUCAUACCUGGAAAUCGCACUCAAAUUCACCCCCGACGCUUCAUACGCGAGUCUGUUGUCAAAAUGCGUGGAAACACCGUACGGAAAUACCACAAUUGAGCAGACGGUGACAAAUUGCUACUAUCUGUUGCUAUACGUCCACAAGCUCAUGGUGGAGACGAGGGAACCAAUUUAUGAAAUAAAGGUAACAAUUGUGAAAUACAUGGGAAUCGGCUGGAAAACGGAUCGCACGAGCGGAAACAGAACCGAUCUUAUAAAUAAUUAUAAAACAGAUUAUACCACAAGGUUUCAAAUCUGUGUGUAUUAUAGAUGCAGAAUACUGCUGAUUAAGUUGCUGCUGAUGAUUGUUAGAUUUAACAUCAAGGAGUCCCCCGAGGACUCGGGGGAAUACUGCUACAACUGGCUGCUGAUUUUCAUAAAGAUUGGAGGAGACCAAUACAACGUGGACAGAGAUUUGAUAAUGGAGGACCUAAACGAGAUAAAUCUGCCAAUAUACAUAGAUGAGUGGGACUCGAUAAACAAAAACUGGUCACAAAACGAAAUAAGUCAGAUGAAAUCACUUGUUGUGAACAAGAAGGAUAAAAACAUGGAACAGAACAUAGUAAAAAUUAGGGAAAUAACACAUAUAGAAGAUGACGACACAAUAAGAAACUGCCUGGCAAAACACGAAAACGACGUGGACUCGACGAUCAUGGACCUGAUAAAUAAUUUCACAAGUGAGUUGCUGAAAACUAAAAGGUGUGCAGUAACGCCGAAACCAGCAGAAAUAGGAAAGAAAGGAGUGGAAAAACUGUCGCUGUCGUACGUGCCGACGGAAAGCAAACAGGCAGUGAUGAAUUACUGGCAGUACAUCAACGAGAACGCAGAUAUGUACGACGACGACAACGAGGAGGAGGAGGAAAUACCAAUCAACGUAAAUUUGAACAUAGACGACCUUCCGUCGUCAGAGGAACAAGAACAGCAGAGGACGGAGCCGAGAGGCAAAAAUUUCUACAGAAAUAAGCAGUACCACAAGGCUCACUACGGGAACCACUACAGAAGAGACAGGUACAAAAGUGACCAAUAA